Molecule: messenger RNA, 4573 nt
Organism: Caenorhabditis angaria
Lineage: Eukaryota; Metazoa; Nematoda; Chromadorea; Rhabditida; Rhabditidae
Source: the annotation of a GenBank genome assembly
AUGACUACCCCGAAGAAAGGGGAUUGUUUAGUUGCUCGAGCUGUUAAUCCACCGUCAUAUGUGGCAACUUCAGAUGAUAAUAUAACUAAAUUACUUGAAAAUUUGAGCAUUGAAGAAGCAGCAGCACACAAAAGAAAGGUUAGUAAUCAUUUUUUUUUUAAAUUUAUAUUUUCAAGUUGAUGCCAUUUACCCACACAAUUAGUGAUUUUUUCUCGUCAUUGUCACUUUUAUUAUCAUGUAUCUUUUUUCCGUGAAAAUAGUUUGACCACCAAUUUUUGACCUACUGGCUGAUAAAAAUUCAACAACAUUCUUUUCGAUGAAAACGUUUUGCUGUGUUUUCGUUCAAACGACAAACAUUUUCUCAUGAUUUUCAACAAUGAUUUUUGAUUUUGUUCUGUAACUUUGUGUGAAUUUUAAAUUAGUUUUUUUUGAGAAAGAAAAAAAAUUAUGAUUUAUUUUGAUUUUGCUAGAUUAUCUUAUUGGUUUAGAAGAUUUUAAAAGCAGUUUUAGAGGAUCAUUUUCUUUAUGAAUUGUCACGUAACUUGUUAUUAGUUUGUUUUGUGAAUGUUUUGAAAUCUAGUACUUUCUAAAAACUUCAAUGGUGAUUGAAUAUUUUUGAAAAUCUAUUCAAACUUGGGGUGAAUCGUAAAGCAGGUCUAUCACUAAUAUCAUUUUUAAUUCCUACAAGUCAUUAUAGGUCCCAACUUUUUCACUUUUUUCGAAAUUUUAUCAUAUCAAGUUCCCGUUUUACGAUUUUCCUGAAAUUUUUAAAUAUUUUAAAAUUGUUUUUAGUUUGUAUUUUAUUUUCAAGAUGACUUGGUGAAUAUUUUCAGCAAAAUUUGAUUUCAAAAUCAUCAAAAAAAGUCAAAACACCUUUCCCAUAAAAAUUGAAAUCAAACAUCUGCAGACAAAUCCAAGUUAAUCCACGAACCAUAAAAUUUCACAUUCCAUGAAAAUUUAUCACUUUAAAAAUUUCCAUAAUCUCAGAGUCAGUCAGUCAGUCACGAUAUUUUUCUUUCUAAAAAUUCUCUUAUUUUCGAUGGAUAAAAUAAUAAAAAAUCUCACGAACUAUGAAAAACAAGUAUGAAAAAAACAUCUAAUUUCCUUUUUUUUUAAUUUAAAAUGUUUUGUCUUUCAGUAUGAAGCAAAAAACAGUGUAUCACCAGCUGAUUUCGUAACUCUUCAAAGUAUUCGAUCAUCGGCAUUGGCUCGAAAAACCAACACUACUUCAAAAUUUACGCGCGGCGGUAUUGCACUGUAUGCCGAUUUAUUGAACGUCGACACAAAAGUAAGUUCUCAAGAGGAUUGUUGUCUUUCAAAAAAAUGCACUUCAUGUUUGAACUUUAGAACUAUCAAAAACAAUUCAAAAUAUUACAGAAAGAACAGAAAAACAAAGAUAAAAAUAAGGAAAAUGCCAACGACAAAGAUAAAAAAGAUGAAGAGAAAGAUGAACCAAAAGAUGGCGAUUUAUUAUCACGCGGACCUGUUAAAAAUGAACGAGUUUUUGCUGGACAUCACCCAUAUAAUCAUGCAAAUAUACCGUAUGGCACAACAGCAAACACUGCCGUCUCAGAUAUUUCAGCAUUUUCUGGAUAUGCAAACGGAUUUGAGUGUGGAAGUACAUGGUCAUAUAGUCCAGACACAAUAAGGUUGGCUUUUGAUUUUAAUAUAUUCUCUUUUUUUCAUUCCCAAUUCCAUUUUUCAGUAGUAUAUCAGCGUCAACAACACCAGAUACAGUAUUAUCUUCAGAUGGUUAUAAUUCAGCAUCACCUCUUCAGAAUAGCCCAAAAAGUGUGAAUCGGAGGUUAUUCAAUGAUAUAACUGAAAAGGGUUCGUUUGUUGUCAAAUAUUUUGAAGUUUGAUCGAGCAAGCAAAUAUUUGACAUUUUACUUUUUUUUGAAAAAUAGAAAAACUGACCAGUCUGUUCAAUUAUUUGAGUAACAACAUUUUGUUGUAUUUUUGCAAAUAUGUAGUUUAUGGUUUUUUCAAGUUGUCCUUUUGACAAUAUUUCUAUGGAUGUUUUGAAAAUUUCAAAAAUAUGGUGGAUUCGUAAUUUUCAUAAUUCAAUAAUCACCUCAAGGGUUGUUUUUUAAUGAUAUCAUUACGAAGAAAAUUGCGUGACCACAAUUAUUAGUCUGAAAUUUUCAGACGACUUUUUAGUUCUCAUUUUAUACCGAUUUUCAAAAAUGUUUAUUCCUUAAUUUCAGGAAGUUCAUUUUCUUAUUUUUCAUUUAUGUAAUUCCAGAAAUUUUUAGAUUAACGGUUCUAGACCGAUGUUUGGAACUUUUCCUGCCAUAAUUAAUUCUUAAUUCUCUAGAAUCUUUAAAAAGAUGAUGUUCUGAUUAGCAAAAAAAACCAUAAAUUUUAUUUCCAAUUUUCCCAAGUACGGUACAUCCUCUGCGUCACUGUCACCGUUUCGAGACCGACCACCCCAUUGGGUAGGGUCAAAGGCCGACUGGAAAAAAUGUUUUGGAAUCCAAAUUUCCGGCCUAGCUAUUUUUGUCGAAUUUUUUCAUUCCAAGGCAAAUGCCUAUUCAAAAAAAAACAUUGUUUUUAUACAUUUGUAAUCAAUAUGCAUAUCUUUUUUAUUAUCCCAGGUACAAUCAUAUAUUUUUCACACAAAAGUCAGAAUGAUCGUAGAUUGAUCUGCAAUAAACAUAGGCAUAAAAAUACAUGCAGCCAAGAAAAAAAACUGUUCAUUCCCAAUUUCAUUUGCGAUGUUUGCAUCUUAUUGAAUGAUAUUUUUGGUCGCUUCAGGCGCCUUUGUGCGCUUUUUCAUUUUUCCCUUCAACAAUUGAUUCAAUAACAAAACCGAAACACUUUAGUCGUUACAGAUAUUUCGCGACUAUUGAAAUCGGAUGACAACGGUUUACCCGAAAGUUUACAAGACUUUAUUUUGCAAUACUCAAAUCAAUAUACAAAAGACGAUUCGGAUAAAUCGCGCAAUAUUCGGCCACCAUCUGCAGAUUCCGGAAUCUCGUCGCCGAUGUCGGCUAAAAUGGUACCAUAUUCAUCGCCACAAAAUCCACAAGGAACAUAUGCAAUCAAUAGGUAUGCUUCUUUCUUUUUUUUUUAGAAAAAAAUGGGUUAUAAAAAUAACAUGAUUUUCUCCCUUAAAUAAAUGAUAAUUAUUGUUUUAUGUUCGCCAUGUUCAUUGCGACUUUUUUCGAGGUCGCCCCGUUGUUUCAUUUUUAUUUUUGUCCCCAUUUUCUUCAAUUAUUUACUUCCUUAUUCCCCCACUCACUUGAUUCUGAUCUCUAUUUUUCAUCUCAUCAUUUGCAAAAUAUCGGUAUUCUGUUCAAAUUUCACAAUUCUAUGUAUCACCAGUUUCAGUUUCAGUACCAAAGGUUGUGUUUUUUUUGUCUGAAAAUUUAUAAGAGAAAAUUGAUAAUGAUUACUGUAGUUUUAUUUUUAGAAAACAGCAUUCAAAGAAAACAAUUCGAUUAUCUGAUAACCAAAAAUUGAUUUUUUGAUUGAUUUCAGUGCACCUUCAACACCAAUCCUUCCAAGAACACGUCUCAGCCCAAGAUACGAUCCAAAUUCAACAGCAAAGCAAAGACUUCAUUCACUUAUCAAAGACAGUGAUUUAGCCAGUGGUUUCCAUUGGGUUUUCACUACUGUAAGUUGUCAAAACUUAAAAACUCUGAUCAUUUUUUUUCAGUUGUUGCAAACUCCAAAUGGUUUGGUAACACACGAUGCCGAUGGUGAUACUCCACUUCACAUUAUUAUUGCUCAUCUCGAUCUUGCCAAAAUUUAUGCAUUAUGCGAGACAAUGAAAAAGAAAAGCACAAAUGAUGACGAUGUGUUCAAUAUCAUCAACCAACACGGAGAAACACCAUUGUUUUUGGCGACAGUUGCGCGAAGUGAAGAAGUUGUUGAAUAUCUUCUUGAGAUUGGUGCAAAUCCAAAUACCCAAUCAAAACGAGGUGAUCGUGACACAGCUCUUCAUCACGCUGCUUCUCGUGGACUUUCUGAGAUUACUUUGAUUUUGGCAAGCCAAAGCGAUAUUUUGUUGGAUGAAGUAAAUGCUCGUGGACAAUCUGCUUUGUUGUGCGCUGUUAUGAAUCAUGGAAUGCUCGAUGAACAAUCACAAGAGAAAAUAGAUAAUAGCAAGGUUAUUGGAACUUUGUUGAAAGCAGGAGCCGAUCCAUGUUUUGCCGUAAGUUGAAUUAGCCAAUAGACACUGUAGCUACGCCCCAAAUUUGUUCUUAUCUACCGUAAUUCUAUUUGAAACACUUAAGAUAAUGGAGAAAAUUUUGUAGGAGCGAACCACUGGAAAAACAGUUGUACAUUAUGCUGUUGAGAAAAUGGAUGUUGAAUUAUUUGACGUGAGUUCUUCAAAACGACUGCAAAAUAAUUCAAAAGACUUGUGUUUUUUCAGUUGUUGAAGUCAAAAGUUGAUGAAGACACAUUCACUUCUUUAACAAAUAUCCAAGAUUUUGAUGGCGAUACUGUAGUUGAUCUUUUGUAUACAUCUUCACCUACAGAACAAUCGCAAAAUAAUCCAGUUCGACAAGACUUAUAUAUUCGAUUACUUGCAUCUGGAGCUAUUGGAAAUAAAUCGAGAGUUUGA